This is a messenger RNA of Nipponia nippon (crested ibis), 162 nucleotides long. The record is from RefSeq and is a predicted model, not a curated record. NCBI's taxonomy places the organism in Eukaryota, Metazoa, Chordata, Aves, Pelecaniformes, Threskiornithidae.
UGGCAGUGCGUGGAGCGUGACCUGCGCAGCCAGAUGGGCUCCGAGCGCGGCCUGGUCGAGGAGUACGUGGAGAAGAUGCCGAACCCCAGCCUCAAAGCGUUUAAACCUGUUGACCUGGGCGAUCUGAAGAGGAGGAACACACAGGAUGCAAAGAAGUCCUAA